AUGAAUGUGCUCAAAGUCCAAUCGAGCUCCAGUUGCUUUUUGGGCACAAAACCUAGUAAUAUAGAUGUACUGGUUUUAAAUCCUUCUAAUCCCAUCAGAUUGAAUCGAAUUUGGAACUUGUGUUUACGUUUGCCUGAUAGUUUAUUCUGGAACGUAUUGAUAUUGGUGACAAUCGUAUUGAACUAUGUUUUCGUUACGUUAGACCUAACGUUUUCACUUGUAUAUUACGAAAAGUUUUUGUAUUUAUACGUUAUUUUCGAUGUGUUGUAUUUUAUCGAUUUCGUGAUUUCGAUAUUUCAUAAAUUUCUAUUCGCGAAGAUCGACUCGAAGUUGCUGGUCAUCGUGGUGGAUUUUUUAUCAAUAAUUCCGCAAUUUGUGGUGUUUGCCUCGUUCCUGAAUAGUUCUCUGAGCUUUUUGGUUAUCUUCUGUCGACUUUCGACGAUUUUAAGAUUGAAUCGACUGAGCCUGUUUGGGAAAAUUCGUGAAAAAUCCUUGCAGAAUGAUUGGAAUUGGUUUGCUUUACAGUAUUUUACUAUUUUCAGUCUUAUUGUACACACGACUGUUUGUUUGUGGUGUUCAUUAUUCAAUAAGAAACAGUUUAAGGAGCUUCUUGUUCCAACCACACCGCAGACUGAUAACAUUUUGAAUUACUACUUGAGUUACUCAUAUUAUUCUCUUCAGUUAUUUUUAAACGUUGGUUUCGGAGACAUUUUUCCAGAAACUUUUGCAGAAGUCUACUUAAUUUCAGCAAUUAUUAUAGCUGGACAAUUUUUGACAAUUUGGUUUAUUUGUUACCUAUCGUGGAAGUUGAUCAUUCGAAAGUUUCAAAAUUUUAAAAUCGCUGUACAGAUAAAAACUGCAUUAAAAUGCGCGGAUGAAGCUACAAAAUCGAAAAUAUCACGAUAUUUUUUCUCAAAACAUUGUGAUUAUUUUGGAUACAACUCCUUACUGGAAACCCUACCUCCCGUUUUAAAGCAAGAUAUUCUCUACGAUUUGAAUUGCGGGCUCUUGCAGCGAUCCAAAAUUCUGAAAGAAUUGCCGGAAUCGAUUUUGAAAAGACUAGCAUCGCAAAUGAAAAGCGUGCUUUUGCCUCAGGGGGAAUGCGUUUAUUUUCAAUACGUGCUCAAGACGGGCUUGGUUUGCAUAGAAGACGGUGUUUUGGAAAUUCUGAAUCACGAGGAUCAGGAAACUCCCUUGAUAUCCUUUCGAAAGGGUACUGUUUUAGGAGAAGUAGCAUUGUUCUUUAACAUCCCUUCCAAAUGUACCGUGAGAGUCAAAGAGAAUGCGGAAAUAAGAAUUUUAGAGAAGCGAGAUUUCCUCAAAAUAAUCCGUCUCUAUCCUGAGGAAUUCGAAAAAUUGCAUGAAAUGUUGAACAAACGAUUAACAUGGGCGAUCAGAAAUCGAAAAACUAUUCAAAAAUAUCGUUCGCCGAGUUUGAGACGACUUAAAUUAAAUUUGAGCCAGUAUUUAGUGGAAAAUGUCGAUGAGAAUCGUUGCUGGGAUAUGUACAAAAUGAAUUUAGACGACAAUAAUUUACCUGAUGUGAAUGUUAAUUGGGGAAAAUUGGAAAGGAGCAUUCCGAGAAUUCUGGAAUUGAAAUUAGGCGAGUUAAAAUUUAAUCUGGAUGUCUUCUCGUUGUUUCCAAUAGAAGUUUUAUCGUUUCUGUUCGAAGACACUACGAGGCAGAACAGAUUUUUCGAUUUGUUUAAAUUCAAUAGGUUGUUGAGAUUGUAUCGCUUACCAGACGUCCUCCUUGUUUGUGGGAAAGAGGAUUUAUCUUUGAUGGCGAAAUUGACUAAUAUUUUAAUAUACAGCGCUUUAACUGUGUAUUAUUCAGCUGCUUUUUUGUAUUUAAAUUCAUGCUUUGAUAUCAUCUGCAAUGACUCCAGCUGGUACUACGCGAUUUCGAGUGAAACCGAGGAUUUCGAAGACCCAAAAAAGGCUUUAUUUGAUUCCUUGUAUUUCACUGUAACAAUCGCCUUCUGCACCGGCAUAGGAGAUAUCAUGCCGAAAUCCACAACCGAUUAUUGCAUAACCGCCACUCUGCUGGUGUCAUUUUUAAUUUUAAAAAGCCACUGGUUGGCCGAAAUAAUAUCGCAAAUGUUCCUGAACGAAUUUUUCAGCGGUUCGAUAGAAGCCAAUUUAUGCAAAAAAAUGUGUUCCAAAAUAGGUGGAUCCUCGAGCAACAUCGUACAUCAAAUAUACAGAUUUUUGGAUAUCGAUCCUAAUUUCUCGAAUGUGUCUAGCCGAUAUUUCCUGGCCGAUUCUCUACCUAGUUUUUUGACGAUUCGCCAACACGAAGAAAAGAAUUCUUGGAAAAACAUUGGGUUGUUCAAGAAGAUUGACCCUUAUUUUCUAGCUUUAUUGGAGAAAACUAUCAAAUUUUGGACGUUUCCAAAAAACGAAAUUAUUUAUUAUUCCGGCGAUCCAACGAGACAAAUGUUCGUAAUAGAGAGAGGAUAUUGUAACAUUUACAACGCAGAUAAUAUUUUGGAGAAGUCAGUUGGACCUGGUCAUCAACUAGGUGUACUAGAAAUACUAUACUCUCUACCCAAAAAUCAUACAGUCAUCGCCAAAACUGAUUGUGUACUAGCCUAUCUGGAUUACAGUUCAAUUGAUACUCAUUUAAAAUUAUUCCCCAAAGAAUUAAUUAUCCUAGAAACAACACUAUUUGAAAAAGAUAUCAGAGAAAGUAUAGCCCAAUUGGAACGUUCCCGUUUAGUUACCGAUUUAACGAAAGAAAUUACUGAAAAAGAAUAUUGUUUCACGAACUUGCUAAGAAAAUGGCCUAAUUAUUACGAAUUGUACCGGCAAAAACUUGGAAGACUUUGGUAUGUGAGCUUCCUUUUAAUACCUGUUGCAGUACACCCCCAAAGUUUGUUCCUGAAAUCAUGGUGUCUAACGAGAGCUUGUUUUAUAUUAUUACAAUCGAUUGUUUCCAUGAUAAUUGUUUUAAAGCAUUCUGGAUUGGAAAAUAUCGUCUGGAUAGCUUGGAUUGGUCAAACUACGCUCUAUCUCGAAAUGUAUUUGAGUCUGCACAUCGUCUAUUACAAUGGAAAGGGAAAAUUGAACACUCAUACUUUCUACACAUCUUGGAACUAUCUUACUCGUGGAUUUUUAUUGGAUUUAAUAACCGCCUUAACAUGGCAAUAUUUUCUUAUGAACUACAAUUUCGAUUCUGAUCGAGGAAAAUUUUAUUCAAAUCCGAAUGUCUGCGGUCUGAUAGCACAAAUACAAUUUCACAAGGUUUUUCAAUGCCUCCGGUAUUACGAGAACAGAAACGUCGAGUGGAAAAACCUGUGGAAAUUUUUUGAGUUGAUGUUAAUUGUGGUUUUAAUUAUCAAUGUUUUAGUUUUCAUUUGUGCUAGCUAUUUUUUCCAGUACACUGUUUUCCAUAAAAACUACACAACAGGAUUGUAUGUAGUUAUCGAUUGGAUGACUCACUCAGGAUUCGGAAAUUUCGGCGGAAAUGAUGCAAAAGUCGCGGCAAUUUUUACAACUUUAAUUGGGUUUAUAUUAUUUGGAAUAAUAACGAGCAGUAUUUGUACCAUAUUCUUGGUCGAAGUCGAGGAAAGUGUUAAUUUCCGUCACGAAGUUUUCGAGUUGCUAAAAUUUGUUUCCUCCCGUAAAAUUCCUGCUAAAAUGAAGCAGAAAAUAAUAACACAUUUCAAUUUAAUUUGGGAAAACACCAAAGGUUCAAACGUAGAAGAAAAAUUAUACUCGGAGUACUACUACAACAACAGACUUCUGUCGAGCACUCACGAUGAACUCUUCUGCGAUGUACCGUUAUUACACCACUACAAUACAAACUAUAUGAAAAUUAUUGUUAAUCAACUUAAAAUACGGUAUUUCCAAAAAGAUGAAAUGAUUACGAGUUAUAAAGACGUGUUAUCGGAUAUUUACAUUAUUUGUACGGGGCAGGUCGAAAUAUUCAACAAAAAUAAAGAUCCCUUAUGUCUCCUUGGUCGCGGUGGAGUUUUUGGAAACAUUCGUAAGAACUCACAUUCAUUCUGUAACGUCUACGUAACAGCUAGAAGGAACGUUAAAUUGUGGGUUUUGAGUUCUCAAUCGUUUUUUAAUACUGUCAAAUAUUAUCCGAUUAUUGCUGAAGAAGUGGAUAAAAUGUUGAAAGGAAAACCUGCUUAUUUGCCACCGAUUGCAACAGAACACAACGAGGAUUCAUGUAUUAGAAAACGCCUGUUAGAUGAGCUGGAAUUAAAUGAUGAUACCGAUAAAACUACAUCAGAUGCGUCUUUUGACACUAGAACUCAAAUAAAUAGUUGGAAGAGAUUCGUUUUCAAAAUAGAUAGGAUAAAUAAAAUAUUGGAUUUUGUAACAUUUAUAAGUAGCUUAAGCAACGUUCUAAUAAUAACAUACGUUUUCGUAACGCAAGAAAAAAGCAGCUUAGAGUACGUUUACGUUUUAACAGAGCCGAUAUUUUAUGUAAGGAUUUUCUUUCAAAUACGAACUUUAUGGAAAACCUACCUGAAUACGCCCAGAUUAUACCUUUGGGACAUCAUACCUAAUUUACCAGUAACUUUAUUGUGUUAUUGCUUCGAAAAAGAGCAGUUUUUUUCAUAUACUUGCAUAAGGUUGUUCCAUCUUUUGCGUUUUUAUUACGUUGUGGAAUUCUUUAGAAUGAACAUGAGAGAAUUGUUUAUGGGAAGUUGGUGGUAUUUAGCAAAAGUUAUAUGUUAUUACUGCAUUUUAAUCCACAUUUUUGCUUGUUCUUGGUUUAUGGUUGCUUGUCCUUUUAACAAAUGUGGUCCCGAGACUUGGAUGUCUCAAUUUAACCACAAAAUCCUACAAAAAUCUACUGCUCGCCACAAAAUGAUAUUAUCUUACUAUUUCGUUUUAAAUCUAAUUAGCACCACUGGCAUUGGAAAUAUCGUACCUAAAUUUAAUUGGGAAAUUACGUUGACGUUAAUAACAACGUUUGUUGGCAAGAUUUUUAUAUCGAUACUUACAGCGACAAUUUUAAAAACAAUGUACGUUAUCAAAAAACUGCGGGGAAAAUUUGUCGUGCAAUUGAUGUCGUUGAUAAAAAUUCUCCAAAACAAAAAUAUUUCAAAUUUCCUAUUUAAUAAGUUGUUGAUUUAUAAAGAGCGUAUAUGGGUGCAUGAACAGGGUAUUGUAGAGAGGAAUAUUUUGGAAACUUUAUCCUAUCCUUUACUCCAAGAAUUGACGUCGUUUUUAUACGAAGACAUACUAAAAGAAUCCUUCCUAUUUCAGGAUUUAGACCAAAGCCUACUCAGCCAAAUUAGCACCAAACUGAAACGGGUAAUUUAUUUCGAAAACGACUACAUUACAAAAACCGGCGAGGUUAAUUCAACAAUGUAUUUCAUCAACAAAGGAAGCGUCUUCGUUUUGACCAAGCAUUCGCCACUCAAGGAAACCAAACACAUCAAACUCUACCCGAGAGAUUUGUUCGGGGUUUCCCAAGGUCUGAACCUCGAAAAGAGCCAUCACUUCUGCUACAGGGCAGCGUCUCCCGUUGUCGAGAUUUUAUCGCUGCAACACGAUGACUGGUCGUACAUAAUAGAUUUUUUUCCCCGAGAUAAACAACAGUUGCUUGUUAGAGUUCAUAAGGAAUAUAAUAAAUUAAAAUAAUGUUGGC
This is a messenger RNA of Phyllotreta striolata, 5617 nucleotides long. The record is from the annotation of a GenBank genome assembly. NCBI's taxonomy places the organism in Eukaryota, Metazoa, Arthropoda, Insecta, Coleoptera, Chrysomelidae.